GAAGAAGAAGAAAACAAAGUGGCUUGAUGGGAUAUCAAAGUCCUCCGGCGGCGCGCUGCCGCCAUGUCACCUAGAGAGAAACGAAUAGUUCUUCUCUCUGCUUUAGGCUUAUUUACGCUAGCUUUUUAUUUUAUUCCAUCCUUAAUUUACGCAACUUUAAUUAUUAUUUUUUGUUGUUUUGCUUGUUACUAUAAUAGCGGAGAGUCUCUUUUAACCGCCAGAUUAGGCCCCAAUCCACGGGGUGGGUUGAACCUGCACGCGGGUUUGCGGCGCUGGUUGGCGGACUGGGGAACGACCGGCUUGUCGGUGAAUUCGCCGGUUGGAACGAGGAUUAGCAGCAACGCUGAAGCGGAAAGUCAAUUCAGACAAAGACUCGGUGACACUGGAAUUUACAGAAGGGAGGCUUUGGCGAGUGAAUCUUUUUUCUACAGUCCCCGGGAUUUCCUCAUGGGGAGUUACAUCGGAAAGCACGAGAGUCCCCCCUCCGGUUCCGUGAGGCCAAGAGCCGGGAGGAACCCCCGAGAGCAACUACGAGAGAAGCUGUCGAGACCAAACCAUGCGGUCUACACUCCCAACAGAAGGCUCUCAUUCGCUGGAGAGCCUCUGGCCUACACGAGCAGGUUCAACAUUACUCCACAGCGUCACUACCCGCUGCAGCAGCCAGGUCUGUCAUCUGUGGGGGUCCUGCCUCUCGUCAGGUGGGAUGGCUUCAGACAGAAAAACAUCUUGAGCCCCCGUAAUUCACCUGCUGCCCUCAGCCCUGUCACCGUAAAAAUCGCCAGGCCUGAUCUCAGCAGCCCCAGAGUGGAUCACUUGAGCUGUUCAAGGAUCAGCAGGACCGCCGAUGACCCCUGCUCCAGGGAGAGCGUCCUCAGGGUUUUGAAGGAAAGUCGUAAGAGGGAAGUCGAGGACGAAGACAGGAGCUUCACAACCGAACAGAAAAGUAAAAGAAGGCGUAAUGACAGUGGUGGAAGUGCACACUCUGCUUUUGAGCCUCUUCUACCCAACGGAGCUCCAUCUCAGCUUGUACCCAAGCCAGGAACCCUGAAAAGAGGUAUAGCCUCAUUGGCAGAGGAGUCCUCAGUAAAGAGGUCUCGCACCUCCUCCAUCAGCUCGGGAACAGGAGCUCACGCCUCAAGAGAAAGUUCUGGUACCAAGAGAAAUGCGAUCCAGAGCUCCUACAGCUCCUCAGUUGGCCUCAAUCAGUGGAAGAAACCAUCAACUCCCAGUUCUCUUCUCUCCAGUCCUGGAUCGUCUCGCUGUCAGACACCAGAUGUGGCUUUCAAGAAACCCAGAGAGGAAGACGCUCAGUCCCCCAGCUCAGCUUCCUCAGCCAAAUCUGAACAGACGACGUCUGACAAAGCACCAGCCACUUCAAAACUGACUGUUGUCCCAAAUGUCCCGGUUACGAGCGUGUCUGACUCUGUGGGUAGUGGUGGGAAAAGAAAACGGAAGAUCCAGUUGGUUUCGAGCAACCGAGACGACCACAUCUCUCUGCCUCCACCGCCUGAGCUGGGCUACAAAGUGACUGCAAAAGAUCUGGACGAGGAGAAAAAAGCUGCCAUCUCUAAGAUUCAGAAGGUUCUGGAAACUCCUGCCCCAGAACCUGAAAAGCCAGCAGCUGCUACAAUCCCAACUUCCACUCCAGCCCCCUCCUCUACUAUCUCCACCACCACACCCACUCUGAGCAGCCUUCUGGCUGCUCCUUUACCCACAUCAUCAACAACAACAACCAUCCCAGUCAUCAACCUGGACCCCAGUCCAAGCAGCAGCGUCAGCACAUCAACUACUGCAGCAGCAGCAGCAGCGUCUCCAAACCCACUUCUGGAGGCUCUAAAGAUGAAGAUCAACACAGCUGCAACCUCCACAUCCGCAUUGAGUCCAACCACAGUGUCUUUAUCAACAACUCCUGGACCAACUUUAAGCCUAAAGUCUCCAGCUCCAUCUGUCCCUCCCGCUUCCCAGCCUCAGCCCUCCUCUGCUCCUCUGGGACAACCCUCUGCCUUCACUCAGGUCCUGGCUCAGAUCUCCAAAGCUCCCAGCAGCAGCAGCCCUGCUGCUCCUGUUGUUGGACCAGCUCUGUUUGGUUUGUCCAGCCAGAUCAGCUCCCCCUCUGCUCCAUCAACCUCCACCCCAGUGUCUGCUACACCUGCCCCCAGCAGCAGCAGCAGCAACCCUCUGCUGGUUUCAGGCUUCAAACCCAUCUUUGCUGCUGCCACCACCACCACCACCCCAGCUACAUCAUCCUCAGAGAGUAAAGCACCCAUCCAGAAUUUCAAGCCUAUCUUUGGGGAGGCCACAGCUACCCCGGCUGCCCCGGCUUUUGCAGCGCCCUCCGCCCUCACAACCACGUCAUCCGUGUCCACACUGUCUGCAGGGAGCACUCCUUCAAUAUUUGGUGGCUUAACCAGCAGCUCCACGGCUGCACCGUCUGCUUUUUCUGGUUUUAACACGACCGCUGCAAACAUGGUUUCCACAUCUGCUGCCACAACUCAGCCGGGAGCCCAGAUGGCUCCAAAAUCUCUCUUUGGAAGCUGGUCUGCAGCAGCAACAACAACAAGCAGCAGCGCUUCAGCUUCAGUGCAGCCUCUGACUACAGGGGGUACGUUCCAGUUUGGGGCUGCUGUCACCACCACCACCUCUUCAGCAGCAGCAUCAACCGGGGCCCCCGCUGCCACGACCACCAGCCAGGCCAGCUUCACAUUUGGUGUCACAAAGCCCAACCCUCAACCUGCCAGCCAGAGCAUAUUUGGUUUUGGUCAGACGACUCCUAACAUGACCACAACCACGGCUUCAUUUGGAGGCUUUGCCAUGACCAGCUCCACCUCCACGGCUGCUCCCACCUCCACGUCCACGCAGUCCACUUUUGCGUUUGGAAAGCCAGCUUUUGAGGCCCCAACAACACAGCCGACCUUUGGCUCCGCAGCAGCCACAGCUAAACCGUUCAAUUUUGGGAGCAGCAGUUCAAACGCCACGCCCGUCUCCAACAACACCCUGGGUCCGUUUGCCUUUGGAGCAGCUCCCGCCGCCACCACCACAGCCACGUUUGGGACCCAACCCGCUAAACCAGCAUUUGGAGCCAGCUCCACGGGUUUCGCCUUCGGGAGCACCACCACUCCUUCAGCUGCACCCAGCUUCGGCCCAGCGACCCAAACUCAGAGCUCAACUUCAACCACCUUCACCUUUGGAGGGGUUGCCCCUCAGCCUGCCCCGGCGGGACCCGCUCAGCCCGCUUCUGGUGGAUUUAAUUUUGGUACCGCAAUGCCUUGUCCCCAGUUUGGAGCUCAAGUUUCUAACAGUCCGGCCCCGCAGAUGGGAGGUUUCAACUUUGGAGCUGCUGCCGCUGACAAACCAGGAUUUGGAACAUCCACUCCGUCAUUUGGCCAAUCUCCUGCUGCUGGUCCAAUUCCCUUUGGAAGUCCAGGAACUCCAGUCCAAGGCUUCAAUCCUGUUUCGUUUGGAUCCCCAGCAACCCCCACCUUCUCCAUCGGAGCUGGAUCCAAGCAUUCAGGAUCUCGGCAGAGGCUUCAGGCCCGGAGACAACACCUCAGGAAGAAGUAGCCUGAUCUGUGCGUUCCACCAUCAUCCUCCCAGCACUUCAGCUGCUGCGGCUAACCAGGCUAACUUUGCUCCAUUCUAAAUGCAACAUCCGGAAUCCGACCUCCUCCAUGUCCUCUGCAUCCCCCCUCCCUCCUGGUUCAGGGGAUAGUGCUGGCCCCAGAGCGUCGUUUGCAGCCAGAUGAGCUGCCUGGAUCACUGGAUGACCAUGUUAGGGAAUGUAGCAGCGAGGAGAAUAAUUCACAGCAGUGAACAUUUGGAUACUUGAAGAGUAAAGACAGUUUGGAUGAAUCCAAAGUUCUUUUUAUUUUUACAGUCCUCGGAUGGUCUCUGGGUUGUUUUAAGGAGAAAGUUUACUCGCGCAAAGACACAGAACCUCGGCUCAGACCUUUAUUUUUAUACGUGAUGCUCACUGGUUUGUAUGUAACUGAGUAUGUGAGUCUGAUUAGGGAGAGUACGCAACAGAUUUAGUGUGAAGUUAUGAGACAUUUGCAUUUAAAUUAUUUUUUUAAUUGGCUCCUUGACCCUGAAGAUGGAUGUGUUUCUGCAAUUCAAGGGAAACUUCGUAAAUGUCUUAUUGUAGUUCUUUCAGGUGCUCGUGUUUUGGUUUCAGCUCUCUUUGGAAGCAUUCCCAAGAGUCCUCCUGUGGAUGGCCUUUUUCCUUCCAUGUUUUUUUGUUUUUAAAUUGUGAUUGCCAACGAUGAUGUGAGUUGGAAGUCAGAUGGAUGGACUGGUGGCGUCCAUCUGACUUGUUCUGACAAACCAAAGCCAACAGUUUGCAGUCAUGCCUGUGAAACCAGUCUGUGAUGUUGUUUUCAUCUUUGUGUAACCGGUUCGACUUUAAAGCUCUACGUUUUACUCCGGCGAAUAAAGGUGAUACUUGGACGAUGA
This is a messenger RNA of Oryzias melastigma (Indian medaka), 4449 nucleotides long. It is a transcript of the gene pom121, whose product is annotated as POM121 transmembrane nucleoporin. The record is from RefSeq and is a predicted model, not a curated record. Lineage: Eukaryota; Metazoa; Chordata; Actinopteri; Beloniformes; Adrianichthyidae. The coding region runs from base 64 to 3561 and encodes 1165 amino acids. Gene Ontology annotation, molecular function: structural constituent of nuclear pore. The transcript is spliced from 13 exons. Gene Ontology annotation, cellular component: nuclear pore. Gene Ontology annotation, biological process: protein import into nucleus; RNA export from nucleus.